Molecule: messenger RNA, 1252 nt
Organism: Vitis riparia (riverbank grape)
Lineage: Eukaryota; Viridiplantae; Streptophyta; Magnoliopsida; Vitales; Vitaceae
Product: leucine zipper putative tumor suppressor 2 homolog
Exons: 6
Coding region: 96-1094 (332 amino acids)
Source: RefSeq, a predicted model, not a curated record
UUUUACGGUCUCACCACGAUUACCAACUGCGAAGACGGACUGAGAAGUUGAAGAAAGGAGAUUGUGAAUUUGUGAGGGGAGGGAGCGAUAGAGAAAUGGCAGGACUGAUAGCAUGGGCAGCCGAUGUGGUGGGAGGGGGUGGUCAAUCCAACGACGAGGACGACGCCAAUUCAAUCCCAAUUGUUUUCUCUCCCGAUCAGCUCAACUACGUCAGGGAGUUGGAUGGGAAAGCUGCUUCUCUCCGCCGUGCCAUCCAGGAUCUGCGGCUCAGAAUCCCCCCAUCUGAUAUCUCCCAACGCCUUCCACAUCUCCAUGCCCACUCCCUCGCUUCCAAUGCCGAUCUUGCCCUGCAGUUGAACUCCCACUCCGCUACCCGCCAACAGGCUCAACUGAGAGCGGAGACGCUGCAAGAAGAAAAUGCUGCAUAUGAAAAGGCUAUAUUAAAUUGUGAGAAUAAAAUACAGGAAAAAUUGCAGGAAGCAGAAUUUCUUAAAAUGAAGUUAAAGGAAAUGGAUGAGAAUGAGAACAAUUUGAGGAUUGAGCUGGAAAGUGCACAACCUACACUUAAUACCAGCCAAUCUCGAAAAUCGGGUGAUGUGGUGGUUGAAUCUAAGACAACAAUUGAAGCUCAAGCAGACACAGAUGCUUCCAAAUCUUCUAUUCUAGACAAGUUGGAGAGCAAGAGAAAAGAACUGUCUUCGAUGGAAGAGACAGUUCAAGAUUUAGAGAAAAAAUGGUCAAAAGUUCAGGAUAAUGCACUGAAACAGCCUUCCCCAGUUCAGAGAGAGAAGAUAUUGGAUAAACAGCUUCAUAGCCUAAUUGAGCAAUUAGCAGCAAAGCAGGCACAAGCAGAGGGUCUGGUGAGUGAAAUUCAUCUGAAGGAGCAGGAGCUAGAAAGAUUAAAUGGGCUGUGGAGGAGGUUUCAAACCAGCAAUACAGAUGUGAAUACUGCUAGGAAUCGGUUUGGAAGAAACAAGCCUCAUAACAUUGGCGGUCGAACUGAGAUCCAACAGAGGCUCAUGCUACUCAGGUCUGCUUUUGUGCUUUACAUUUUAGCCCUGCACAUCUUGGUCUUCAUCAAGAUUUCUUUCUGAAGAUCAUCCUAACACGUCAUUUUUCCUGAAGAUGUUGUUCCCAUGCUGAACUAGAAGUUGUGAAGUAUUUCUUUCUUCUUGAUGUUGCUAUUUCUUUUGCUCCUGGUUGUAUGAAAAUGUUUAUGUAUAUUAUGAAAUGUCAUUGGCUCUUUUCUCAA